UGUGCAACUUGGUAAAUUCCGAUAUCGAUAUCGAUAUCAAGAGUUAAGGAAUUACAAUAAAAAAAGCGCCAACAAUGAAUGAAUCCAAAGUGCGAGAAAAUUCCAAUGAGCAAAUAAUCAGUGAAGCUGCUUUGCAACAGCAAAAACAAAAGCAUAUGAAACUUUUACACGAAUAUAACAAUCUCAAAGAUGCCACCCAAACUGUGCUAGGCGCCUUGGCGCAGGCAAAAGGAUUACCGAUAAGGGAUAUGCAUAAGAUUUACAGCCUACCAAACGGUGAAUGACAAGAACUUGGAUUGCGGGAAGUGAAAUGAUACGUUAUUGUUUUAUGUAUUUAUUGGCAAAAUAAAGUUCCAAAUGCUUGUAAA
Drosophila virilis is the source of this 368-nucleotide messenger RNA. RefSeq names its product DNA repair protein SWI5 homolog. The record is from RefSeq and is a predicted model, not a curated record. Gene Ontology annotation, cellular component: Swi5-Sfr1 complex; Swi5-Swi2 complex. Lineage: Eukaryota; Metazoa; Arthropoda; Insecta; Diptera; Drosophilidae. Gene Ontology annotation, biological process: double-strand break repair via homologous recombination.